AUGGACUCGUCACCGCUCGUCAAGGCGCACGACCACGCCCGCGCCGCGGCUGUCGCGACCCGUCAGGCCCAGCAAGCGACGACGUCCGACACGACCGUCGCGAUCAGCGAGCAUACCCACGCCGCUGGCGAGUUCGCAAACGCCGCCCGCAGCACCACCAGCCUAGAAGCCCUUCGCACCCUCAAGCUGCUGGAGGAGCACCACCGGCGGCUCGCGGAGAUCCUCAAGCUCCCCCCCGAGCCGACGUCGCAGACCGGAGACGAUGAGGAAGAAAUGGGAGAGAAGGCCUCUGUGCAAGACGAAAAGGGCGAGUCAGCGACCGGUCAGCAGCCGGUCAGCCGAAAGGACGGCGUCCACAAGGGUGCGCAGUUGCCCGGCCUCGCCCAGCAGCGUCGGAUCGCGACCCGAGAGAUGUCGUCGUCGAUCGCGAGCAACCUAGCCUCGGCCAGGGGAAUUCGAUCCAAGUACCGCGGCCAGCCGCUCAGUCCCAGCGUCUCCAACGAUCAGGCGCCCGGCAACGUCGAUCCUCACCCUCGCCGCGACGGGUCUAAGGCCAAGAUGCAGGACAUCAUUGACCAUCAGACCGGAAAGCCGACCUGGGUGCCGCCGACGGCUUCUCCCCGGAGGCAAGACAUCCGUACCAAAGGCCCGUCAUCGCCUCGAACAGAAGUCGCGAGUGCUCCGCCGACCGAGGACGCCGGGUACGCUCGAUUUUACAACACCUUCGGUAGUCUCAUCAACAAGAUUUCAGCGCCAUUGGCAUUCGCCGGUCUGCCACUCAUUCAGGAGGAACCGACGUCCGAGGAAGCCGCAGAUCCAGCUGAGGCGACGACCGCUUCCCCGACGGCCGCGAAGCGCAAGGCCGCCCGUCCGCCGCCCAGCUCUCUCAGCUUGGACCCCGACUUGUCCAAGAUCUACUCCAAGGCUACCAUGAGAGCGUUGGCGAGAGAGGGGCACAGCGCCAGCGAUUCCUUCUACGUGGUGCCGACUAGCGGGCAUACCAUGUCCUACGCAAACAUCCUGACGUACGCCGAGAAGGAGAAGCGACGACUGGAGGCGUCUGCGCACAGCGACCUCGCGCCGCCAGCUGAGGAGGACGAAGACGACUUCGUUGAUGCUAGGGAGACGCUCGUGCCGCUCUCACCAGGAGCCAGACGAAGAGCAGCUCGCAACCAGAGCCAUAUGGAGAAGGGCCUGCGCAACACCAUCGAGGAGCUCAGCAUGGAGAACAAAUCGCUCAAGGACAUGCUGGACAAUGUAUCGAAGCGCCUGCACGCCUUCGAGGCGAGCUCACAGCACUCGGCCAUGGCUCUCGCAGAGAGCUACAGAGUCAUGCGGCCGGGGUCGCCGAGCGCGACGCACGCCAGCGGCAAGGCCGUUGACGAUGCGCUGCGCAAGAAGGCGCUGGACAUGGAAGAGCAGCUCGGCGCGGCGGUCAAGCAGAUGGAGCGGCUCGAAAAGGACAACCGCAAGAUGCAAAAGACGCUUGAUAAAUACCGCGAGAAGUGGGAAAUGCUCAAGGCGGGGGCCAAGGCGCGCAGGGAGGCACAGGCCGGGGAGAGUGUUGAGGACGCGCGGCAGAGCUGA
Messenger RNA from Purpureocillium lilacinum, 1587 nucleotides. RefSeq lists its product as uncharacterized. The record is from RefSeq and is a predicted model, not a curated record. NCBI's taxonomy places the organism in Eukaryota, Fungi, Ascomycota, Sordariomycetes, Hypocreales, Ophiocordycipitaceae.